Messenger RNA from Epinephelus moara (kelp grouper), 5393 nucleotides. RefSeq names its product PHD finger protein 21Ab (gene phf21ab). The coding region runs from base 295 to 3096 and encodes 933 amino acids. Gene Ontology annotation, biological process: negative regulation of transcription by RNA polymerase II. Gene Ontology annotation, cellular component: histone deacetylase complex. Lineage: Eukaryota; Metazoa; Chordata; Actinopteri; Perciformes; Serranidae. The record is from RefSeq and is a predicted model, not a curated record. The transcript has 19 exons. Gene Ontology annotation, molecular function: chromatin binding.
GCGGCGCAGGGAUCCGUGCCGUGCUGAGGCUGAGCUGAAUGAGAUUGAAGAAGAGUUCUUCUUGUUUUGUAGCUUCAGUUUCUCUGUUUUUUACACAAAUUUACUAAAACUAAAUAUAAAAUACGGCAACAAAAUAAAGCUCCGCGGGAAGGAGCGAGCCGGACUGUUUAUAUGCUGUUAUUCCAUCGUGGAUCGGCUUCUUAUAGAUAUAUAUUUAAUUAAUCUAGAGGAGGACUGCUGCUGAGGCAGCACAGAGGGGUGGAGUCCAGUCCCACAGCCAGGUGCGGCACUUUAAUGCUUCAGUUGGAUGGUUUUCCUACUGGAGACGGUGUUAAGGCUGAUCGAUCGGCUGGCAGACUGACUGGAUCCAUGAUGGAAUUACAGACGUUACAGGAGGCCCUGAAGGUGGAGAUCCAGAUCCAUCAGAAACUGGUUGCCCAGAUGAAGCAGGACCCUCAGAACGCAGAUCUGAAGAAGCAGCUCCACGAACUUCAAGCCAAGAUCACAGCGCUCAGUGAGAAGCAGAAAAAGGUAGUGGAGCAGCUGAGGAAGGAGCUGUUGGUGAAACAGGAGCCAGAGGCCAAGCUGCAGCUGCACGUCCAAACUCCUCCAGUAGGUGGCGACAUCAAGCCGGCCAACCUGCUGCAGAGCCAGCAGAUACCUGGAGGACUGCAGCAGACCCUGACAGUCACGCCGGUCCUCACCACGAAGACUCUACCUCUGGUGCUGAAAGCUGCCGCCACGCCUGCCCUGCCCGGCUCUGUCCUGCCACAACGCCCGCCCACUGUCGCUAUGGUAACCACAGCUAUCACCAAACCCGACUCGCAGAACGCCCCCAUCAACCUGCAGGUGGCCAGCAAGCUGACCAAUCAGAGCUCGGAGCCCGUGCGACUGGUAUCCAAGAACGCCAUGGUGGUGCAGGCCACCACCACCACCGCCCAGCCAAUCAAAGUUCCUCAGUUUGUCCCUCCUCCUAGACUGACGCCUCGACCCACCUUUCAGCCACAGGUCAGGCCAAAACCGGCCACACCCACCAACAUCCACAUCGCCCCGGCCCCUCCCCCGCCCAUGAUGGCGGCCCCACAGCUGCUCCAGAGGCCCGUCAUGUUGGCGACCAAGUUGUCAUCCUCGCUGCCCUCGGCGGCUCCCAUCCACCAGGUCCGCAUCGUCAACGGACAGCCCUGCAGCAAGACCGGCACCACCCCGCUGACGGGCAUCGUCAUCACCACGCCGGUCUCCACUGCACCCACCCGCCUCGCCAGCCCCGCCCAGGCGCCCAGCCUCACCCCUAUCCUCACCCCAACUCCCGCCCAGCCCAUCCAGAUCAGCAGCCUGACCCCUGAGCCCAAGCAGACUGUUAAACCAGGAGGUGGAGCCGAGCAGAAGGUGGUUGUCACCCUCCCCUCCUCCUCCACUCCCCCGUUGUCUCCUCCUCCUCCCCGACCUAAGAAAGAGGAGAGUCCAGAGAAACUGGCCUUCAUGGUGUCUCUGGGCCUCGUAACACACGACCACUUGGAAGAAAUUCAGAGCAAAAGACAGGAGAGGAAGAGGAGAACGACGGCCAACCCGGUGUACAGCGGCGCCGUGUUUGAACCUGAGAGGAAAAAGAGUGCAGUGAGUUACCUGAACAGCCCUCUGCACCAGGGGACCAGGAAGAGAGGUCGCCCACCCAAAUACAGCAGCGUCCCGGAGCUGGGCAGCCUCACCCCGACCUCCCCCUCCAGCCCCGUCCGUCCCCUCCCCCUGCCCAGCCCCAGCUCUGGGGAUGGAGACAUCCAUGAGGAUUUCUGCACUGUGUGCAGACGCAGUGGCCAGUUGCUCAUGUGCGACACGUGUUCUCGUGUUUAUCACCUGGACUGCCUGGAUCCACCCCUGAAAACCAUUCCUAAAGGCAUGUGGAUCUGUCCAAAAUGUCAAGAUCAGGUAACCGCAGCAGCCGUGACUGAUCCUGAGUCAGGGGGAAAGAGAAGGGCCAAUCAGGGCCAGCAGCUGUACUUGACUGUAAAAUCUGCUUUGUGCCACUCUGUCCUGAACUGUAGGACUGUUCAAUCCUUUAUCCUGAAGAAAGAAGAAGCCAUUCCCUGGCCUGGUACUCUGGCUAUUGUUCAUUCCUACAUCGCCUACAAAGAAGCUAAAGAAGAGGAGAAACAGAAGCUGAUGAAAUGGAGUUCUGAACUGAAACUGGAGCGAGAGCAGCUGGAGCAGAGAGUCAAACAGCUCAGCAACUCCAUAACAAAAUGCAUGGAGACCAAAAACAGCAUCCUGGCUCGUCAGAAAGACAUGCAUCUCUCCCUGGAGAAGGUCAAACACCUGAUUCGCCUCAUCCAAGCCUUCAAUUUCAACCAGGCUCUGGCAGAGACAGAGGUGAAGGAGGCCAGUGCCAGAGUCCAGGACGGUGCUGAAGUUGCAGUUGGCUCUGAAGCAGCACCAGAAGCUAACUCUGCGGAGAAAGCGAAGGCUGGGAGCUCCUCAACCAGCAGCAGCACUGAUGGAGACAACAAACCAGAGGAGCACGGAGCCGUAGGGAACAACCAGACAACAGGAGCAGCAGGAGCAGCAGGAGCAGCAGGAACAGCAGGAACAGCAGGAGCAGCAGGAGGAGCAGGAGCAGCAGGAGGAGCAGCAGCAGGAGACACCGACAGCCAGGCUGUCCUAGAAGACAGCGCAGUCCUGACAGCAGAAAACAGCCCUGGUGUGGGGGCAGCAGGGGGUAAGGCAGGGCCUGGUGAUGGCGUAGGGGGAGGGGGUGACACAGGGACUGGCCUUCAGGUGGAGGCUGUGGCGAAGCCUGAGACUGACGCAGCUCCGGUGGUUGACAUUCCCGCUCCCUCAGUGGUCGCGCCUGUUGCCACCACCAACGGUACGGCCGAGCCGGCCUGCCCCGACCACAGCCCCGCAGGAGCCUGCACCACCAACGCCACCACCAACUCUGAGAACAAGAUGGCUGCCGUCAACCCUCCAGAGACAGCGGUGGAGAAGAAACAGGAGGAGGUCACUGACAGUGACGGCAGCAGCAACAACAACAACAGCAAAACCUCAGAACCCUCCCAGCAUUCUUUGCCAGCUCUCGUCAGCAGUUUGGACAAUAAAAAGUAAUGCUACGUCUCUGCGGGAAUUCAAACAUAUAUAUUAAAAAAAAAAAAAAGACUUUUGCUUGCACCGUCCGGUGCCCUGAAGUUGCCAAUCUGUAUAAAUGUUGUUUGUUUGCAUUGUAUUGUCAGACUGUGUCAAUGGUAGAUAUACAGCCCAAGUCACAUGACUCUGGGAAGACGUAGGCUGCUCCACCCACAGAGCUGGGCUACAGGAAGGCUUACGCACCAGUGUCAUCAUGCCAAUUAGUGAUAGACGUCAGUGGUGGGAAUGCUCAAAGGGAGAUUUAAUUCAUCAUCACACCAGUGUGUGCCUGUUAUAGUGGCCCCUGUGUUCUCUUGUGGGGGGGGGAGGGGGGUGGGUUCAUAUGGGCACGGAGAAAACCGAGAACAUGGAACCAAACAUCUGUCAGGGGUUACUGGUCUACAAAGCAGUGUUGUGAUAGAGUAUGAGUACUGAAAAGAGAGCCUGUUCAUCCCCUCGUCCCAACAAACUUAAUGUGAACAACCUUUUACUUCUGCAGUCCCACCACCCCGAACUCCUCUAAACCUCUACCAACAAGUCUUAUCCCUAAACCCUCCUUUGCCUGAUCUUUAACAGACUUCCCCAUCAAAUACAUCUUCAGUCAAAAAAAACGUUCCUGUCCAGUCCGCCAACGAUUCAGUCGAACCUUUCUCUUAAAUCUAAAAAAGCUUCAGUAUGCUUCAAAUGAACUGCGUGUCUUAUGAACACAUCUGAAGGCAAAAAUGUUCAUCUGUUCUGAAUGGCCACACUUGAAGGCGAGGUUAAAACUCUGAGGGAUGUGUUGAAUUCAAGAAAGGGGGUCACAGCUCACAGUUUCAGACAGUCUCUCCGAGAGGACGUCAUGGUGUUGCACUUGUUUGUACACACCAAACAAAAAAGAAAAGAAGGUGAAACCAUUACCACUUUGUCACAACAGCUCACCUGGCCCCUUACUGCAUUAAGGAUGUGAGAUGUCGAAAAUGUGGAGGAGGCUAAUGUCUUUAUACAAACUUCCUUAACUUCACAAACUAUCCACAGUCUACUGAAAACCAUGACCUCUCCCAAUCAACCAGUAACCUCCCACUAAAACUGAAACCUGUCAUUUCCUGUCCGCCAACAAUUCCAAUGUGACCUCCCUCACCAAAAGGUUUCAGUUGCUUCAAAUGAGCUAGUUUGUACAAAGUGUCGUCCGAAUGCCAACACUGGAAGGCGAGUUAAAAAGCUGGUUAUUGUUAUUGGAAAACCUGGACUUGCCUUCCCAGUCCACCAUAAUCCAAUGUGACAUCCCUUUUAAACGCCAACAAACAAACUUUACAGCCCUAAUCCAUGAACCAACUACUCACCUCUUUCUCUCCAGUCAAUCGAUGACUUUAAAAUUCCAAUCCCAAUCCAGUUCCUAUGUAUGUCUGGACAUGUCUGGGAAGUCUUGUUCACUUCUGAUGCUGUUUAAUGUGUUUGUCUGAAGCGUACUGAUUCCUUUAGAUCAACGUACUCUAACCUCCCCAUCAACCAGCAAGUUAAACCUUCAAGUCUUCAGUCAACAGAAAAACCUUUACCAUUUACUGAUGGUGACUAAACCCAAACUUACCUUCCUUCAGUCCAGCAACAGUCAAAUGUGACCUCCCCUCUAAACACCCAACAGCUCACUAUGCUUAGAGUAAAUUAGCUGAAAUGAAGUGCCCUCUAAAUCUUCACACAGGAAGGCGAGGUUGAAAACUUGUCAGUGUAGAGAUGUGCGAGAUGAGAUGAAUUCUAGAAAUGGGUAUAACGGAGCUCACUGUUGGAUGGUCGCACUCGAUUGUUCACGGUCUCACCACCAGUUUAGGAAAGUUACAAAAUUUUGCGGAUGUACUCCUUCGAUUGCAGCGUCUGAACGGUCAAACACUGUCAAGUGCUCCAUCAAACACUUUGUUUAUGCCAGCAUCCGUAGCCCCCCGGUCAGUGACUCAGACUGUGUUCAGACAACCAAUAUAUUACUAUAUCAUAAAAGUGUCAUACAAACACGUACUGACGCCUUUAAACCAACAUCCCCCCUAUCUCUAAAACCCAAAUUUACCUUCUUCAUUUGACUGAUAGUGAUCUUAAACCAACAAGGAUUCAGUAUGCUUCAAACAAAUUAGUUUGAACACAGUAUAGCCAAACAGAACAUUACAAAAAGGACUCCUAUAACUCUUCACAAACCCAUGCGACCACAAGUUGUUCCUACCACCAGGAAGUGAGCAGGGCCAGUUUUGAAGCCUGAUUUCGUAGUGGUCAAAUAGUGUAAUUGCACCGUCACGUGAUGCCCUGCAGUCCAAAAA